CGGCUAUCAGAUAAUUUAGCUCCGUUGUCAUAAGCUCAUCGUACCGUAUUGUGUUUUUUUUAUUUUCGUCAUUAUAAAAUAAAGUAUUUUUUAUUUUUCUGCUACAAGAAUCCUUAAAACUUGUCUAACAAUCUCGGUUAACGAUAUUCUAAACCAGCCAUCGUCUGCAGGAGUGAAUAAAAUAAAAAAUAAAAAAAAAAAGUAAGUUCAAGUUUCAAGCACUUGGUCAGGAUAAGAGAAGAUUUGAAGAUUCCAAGUAAAUCUAUUCAACCGAGUAGUACUAUCUACAAACAAGAUGACGGAUACAGAUCGCGGACUACUUUAUCUGUAUGAUCGACCGUCUGAGCCGGUUUAUGUUCCCAAAGGCGAUGAAAAAGUUGCCUUCGACAUCCCUGCUGAAUAUUUGCCGGAGAGAUACCAAGCAGUUGCCGUGCAAGUGUUUAAUCGAUUUGGCGAAGAUACCGAUUCUAAAAUUCCCGUUAAGCAAAUCAGUUUGCCAGACUUAACGAUUCCGAUGCAGCUGGAUCGGCGAACGCCUUUUUCGCUUUUCAUUCCGGCGCAUCGUAAAAUAGCCGGCCGGCUUAUUGACAUUUUCAUGGGUAUGCGAACUGUCGAAGACUUUCUUUCAGUGGCCGUUUUCUGCCGCGAUCGUCUGAAUCCAAACAUGUUUAUUUACGCGCUCUCGGUCGCUAUUUUGCAUCGCCCUGACACAAAACAUCUGUCGGUUCCGUCAUUCGCUGAAGUAUUCCCGGACAAAUAUGUCGACAGCGGAAUCUUCUCACGUGCAAAAGAAGAGGCCAAUAUUGUUCCAGCUGGUUCUCGGGUGCCCAUUGAAGUUCCACGCGAUUACACGGCAUCUGAUCUAGAUGAAGAGCAUCGUGUUGCUUAUUGGCGCGAGGAUGUCGGCAUUAAUCUUCAUCACUGGCACUGGCAUCUAGUUUAUCCUUUUGAAGCAGAUGCACGAAUUGUCAACAAGGACAGACGCGGGGAAUUAUUUUAUUACAUGCAUGAGCAGAUAAUGGCCAGAUACAACUGCGAGCGUCUUUGCAACAACCUGAAUCGCGUCCAGCGACUUAACAAUUUGCGCGAGCCAAUUCCCGAAGGGUACUUUCCCAAAUUAGAUUCAUUAGUUGCCAGCCGUACGUGGCCAUCCCGUCCAGCUGACACCAGACUCAAGGACAUCAAUAGACCCGUCGACUCUCUUCAAGUGGACAUCUCGGAUCUCGAGAGAUGGAGGGAUCGGGUGUACGACGCUAUCCACACUGGAUCUGUAAUGACUUCACGGGGCCAGAGGAUUGAACUGACCGAAAAAGGUGGAAUAGAUGUUCUCGGUAACAUUAUCGAGGCCAGUAUUUUAACACCCAAUCCUAAUCUUUACGGCGAUUUUCAUAAUCUCGGGCAUGUCGUCAUUUCUUAUUGUCAUGAUCCGGAUCAUCGCUAUCUCGAAUCCUUCGGAAUAAUGGGCGACUCUGCAACGGCAAUGAGGGAUCCUGUUUUCUACAAAUGGCACGCUUUCAUCAAUGACAUUUUCCUAGAACACAAAAAUACUUUACCAGCUUACGAAGUAAAUCAGCUGAACUUCAACGGAGUUGCCAUAUCAAAUUUGCAAGUAGUCACUCCGAAUCAGAGCCCGAAUACCCUAAUUACUUACUGGAAUCAAAGCGACUUGGAUCUGUCUCGCGGUCUUGAUUUCACGCCUCGCGGAGCAGUUCUGGCACGCUUUACUCACUUGAAUCACGCGUCAUUCCUCUACCGGAUCCAAGUUACCAAUAGCACUAACUCACCCCAAACAGGAACAUGCAGAAUUUUCAUCGCGCCUAAAUUCGACGAGCGCCGCUUACCCUUUUCAUUCAGCAUUCAAAAAGAUCUCAUGAUUGAAAUGGACAAAUUCACAGUCCAGCUUAACCCGGGUCAGAACACAAUCGAACGCAGAUCAACAGAAUCAUCGGUAACAAUACCCUAUGAAAGUACCUUCCGAAAUUUGGAUUUAAAUAGACCAGUCGGUGAGGCUCUUGAACAAUUCAACUUCUGUGGGUGUGGGUGGCCCCAGCACAUGCUCUGUCCUCGUGGUCGUAAGGAAGGCUUCCCAAUGGAAUUGUUCGUCAUGAUUUCAGAUUACAAGGACGAUGAGGUGCAACAGGACGAGCCACGUGGUUGCAAAAACGCAGCAAGUUACUGUGGACUCCGUGACAGAAAGUAUCCGGACAAUCGUUCCAUGGGAUAUCCAUUUGACCGACGACCACGUAAUGGGGUUCAAAACUUGCAGCAAUUCCUCACCGGAAACAUGCGAGUGGUGGAUAUAAGCAUCAGAUACAAUGACGCUGUGGUGCCACGAGUUAGAUCUGGCAGCAUCGAUAAUGGUUUGACUUUCGCCUAAAUUACCAAUACCUAUGACUGUUUCCAUGUGCGCAUCGGCUGACUCUUUAUGAUUGUUAUCACGUUUCGCACUUAUCUAUGUUUAAAAUAUACAAGAUAACAAUAAAGUUGCGAUAAUAUUAAGCAAAUUUAAAAUGGUGUUUUUG
This is a messenger RNA of Microplitis mediator, 2522 nucleotides long. RefSeq names its product phenoloxidase 1 (gene PPO). Lineage: Eukaryota; Metazoa; Arthropoda; Insecta; Hymenoptera; Braconidae. The record is from RefSeq and is a predicted model, not a curated record. The coding region runs from base 296 to 2377 and encodes 693 amino acids. The transcript has 8 exons.